Chironomus riparius is the source of this 1809-nucleotide messenger RNA. The record is from the annotation of a GenBank genome assembly. NCBI's taxonomy places the organism in Eukaryota, Metazoa, Arthropoda, Insecta, Diptera, Chironomidae.
AUGGGAGAUAACGUGGAGAGCGAUCUUCUAUACGAGGAUUUUCAGAAUGAAGACCAAAAGGAUUUUAAUAAUGAUAACUAUGGACAAGAAGAUGAUUUGUAUGAUGACGUUUUAACAUCCGGAUCUAAUAAUUUAAACAAUAGUGAUAAUAAUGUAUCAUCAGAUCAUGCAGAAACGGAAACUAAUGGGAAUUAUCAAGGAGGAAUGCAUAGUAUGGCAAGAAGAUUUCAAUUGUAUAUAGGAAAUCUCACUUGGUGGACAACAGAUCAAGAUAUUGGAGAUGCAGUUGUUGGAACUGGCGUCAGUGACUUUCAGGAAGUCAAAUUCUUUGAAAAUCGAGCAAAUGGUCAAUCAAAAGGGUUUUGUGUAAUUACGCUUGGUUCUGAAGGUAGCAUGAGAAUAGUCAUGGAGAAUCUUCCAAAGAAGGAAUUGAAUGGACAGACUCCAAUCGUAACAUUACCGACAAAACAAGCAUUAAAUCAGUUUGAAAGUCAACAAAAAACACGUCCUACACCGCCAGUUCCACCGAAUGGUCAAAAACCAAUGCAAGGCAAUCCUAUGGGCAUGAAUCCAAACAUCCCACCGCAAGGUAACAAUAUGCAUCCAAGAAUGAUGAAUCCAAUGAUGCGUGGACCAAUGCCAAUGCAAAAUAAUCCAAUGCCGAUGAGAAUGGGUAAUCCUAAUGUUCCACCGCCUAUGAAUCAUCCAAAUGCUCCUCAAAUGAACAAUAUGCCACCAAGAUUCCAGAAUAAUUGGAAUAAUGGACAUCCUAGACCUGGAAAUCCAGGAAUGCAAGGUAAUCGACCUCCGCCUGGCAUGAUGAAUCAUCAAGGACCACCAGGCAUGAUGAAUCAACAAGGUCCACCAAUGAUGAAUAGACCUCCAAUGUCAGGAAAUCGUCCUUUUGGACCAAAUCGUCAAAUGCAUCCUGGAAAUUUCAAUCAAGGUCCUCAAAAUAUGAAUAAUAUGGGUAAUCCAAGAGUUCCUAUGAAUAUGGGAGGCCCUCCAGCUCCACACGUUAAUCCAGCAUUCUUUAAUCAAGGUGUUGGACCUAUGCAAGUUUCUCAACAAGGUCCACCUUCCCACUUUAAUCCUCAACAAGGUCCAAGACCACAAGGAAUGUGGCCACAACAAGGCAAUAAAAUGCCACCAUUUGAAGGACAAAAUCAGCCACCUCCAACUGGUCCAGCACAGCCACCAAUUAGUGAAGCUGAAUUUGAAGAGAUUAUGGGACGAAAUAGGACAGUAAGUAGCUCAGCAAUAGCUCGAGCUGUAUCGGAUGCAGCAGCAGGCGAAUAUACUAGUGCUAUGGAAACAUUAGCUACUGCAAUUUCACUUAUUAAACAGUCAAAAGUUGCAAACGAUGAAAGAUGUAAGAUUCUCAUUACAUCACUACAAGAUACACUACAAGGUAUUGAGGCAAAAAGCUACAAUCGACGAGAGAGAUCAGAUCGUUCAAGAUCUCGUGAAAGGAGACGACGACGAGAAAGAUCUAAUUCUAGAUCUUAUAGACGUUCACGUAGCCGAGAACAUCGUGAUCAUCGUGAAAGAGGAGGUCGAGGGGAUGAUCGGUAUUAUGGAAGUGAAAACUACCAUAGCAGUCGUGAAACUCGCGAACGUUCAAGAUCUAGAGAUCGAGGCAACGCCGAAUCACAUUAUAGAGGCGGUGAAGAAAGCAAUAGCAGAAGUCGUCCACGCAAAUCACCGGAACCUUCAAAUGAGUCAACAUCCGAGACAUUUAAGAGAUCAUAUGAAGAUAGGAAUCGCGAGGAUAGAUACAGAGAACGUGAUACAAGAAAUCGUCAUUAA